UAACAAACACAGAUAUGUUUGAUCUUGAAAAUGAUCUUCCUGAUGACCUGCUGUCGUCCGGAUCCUGGGGAUCCGCAACCGAGAGCACCAAGCCACCGGCGACCGGUCCCGGUCCGGGGCAGCAGAACGGUGCUCUUGACUCAGAACUUAGGCAACAUGUACAGCAACAGCAGCAACAACUCUCUCAUCACAUUAUCCAGCAACAAGGAAACAAAAACUUGGUGGCAAACUCGUUGGUAAUGACUGGACCGUUGGGCAGCAAAAGUCCUAACAUGCAAUCACCGCCGAACGUUUCUGUCUCUAAAGGUGUAGUCGAUCCGCAGAUGGUCGUAAGUCUUGGGAAUUUACCGAGCAGCAUAGCCAGUUCGUUGGCUAACAAUCAAAUGUCCAUCGCGAAUUCGAUGGGUGGUCUGCAGUCGUCUAUGAGUAUGGCCGGUAGUAACCCCGCGAUGUCCAUGUCGGGCGGCAUGAAUUCGGGCUUAGUGAUGACUAGCACAGCAAGUGGUAACAACAAUAUGGGAGGAAUGGCCGGGGGAGGCUUGAUAGUAACUAACAGUUUGAACAAACAACCUCUGAAUACAGUAACCAUGAUGGGACCUAAUACUCAAGCGAUACAUCAUCCUAGCGGACCUCACGGGGUCUCUCAAAUGCAAAAUGGCCCCGGGAUGUUAAAUACAAGGGCUGUAGCGAUGCAACAGCAACAGCAGGCGGCAGCGGCCGCGGCCCACAUGGUCGGCCCUGCGAGAGGUCAGAGCCCUCACCAACAGGUACAUCAAGUUGGUAUAGUCGGUCCUGGUCAAGGUGGUCCCAGAAUGCAAGCGCCACCCAACAUGGCAAAUAUGCCCAACAUGGGGCAAAUAGGUACAUCCAGUCCAUACGGAUACGGUUCGCCAAAUAACGGGCCAGGACCAGGAGUAACUGUAUGCGCCAAUAAUCCCGUAGGUGUUGUCAAACCGCAACAGAAGGGUGUGGGCACAAACAUGACUGCCAUGCAGGCCGCCAGUAGGUUUACCGGGAACACUGGUCCUAUCGGUACUACUAAUAUCGUUGGUGGGCAAGAAAGCGGAAUGACACAGCAGACACAGCCGCCCGCGCCGAGUCCGGCCCAGCCGCCGUCGGGAGCUCCGAGCGGAGGCCAGCCAGGCCCGCAGCAGGCUACUCAGGGACAAAUGGCUGCUACUGGUGCUACUACACCUGGCACUACAAAGUCGACGCCUGACCCGGAAAAAUGUAGACUCAUUCAACAGCAGUUGGUUCUCCUGUUACACGCGCACAAAUGCCAACGACGCGAAAGUCAAGCAAACGGCGAGAUUAGACAGUGCACUUUGCCGGAUUGCAAAACUAUGAAGAACGUCUUGAAUCACAUGACGAAUUGCCAGUCCGGCAAAAGUUGCACGGUGCCACACUGUAGCAUGUCUAGGCAGAUCAUAAGUCAUUGGAGACAUUGCACGCGAACCGAUUGUCCGGUCUGUUUGCCGAUCAAGCAGGCGAACAAGAACAGGACUAAUCCCGCAGCAGCUCCCGCAGCCCAACAAAAUAAUCAACAAAAUCCGAGCCCGGCGGAAUUGAGAAGGGCUUGCGACUCUCUAGGAAUUCCAUAUCCGACGACGACACCGGGACUGCUGCCCGGUCAAGGUGUUGGUAGGGGCGUUAGGAUGCCGACACCUGGUAUGGCAGCACCACCAGGGGCGUUGCAAAGUGUUAGAUUGACGCAACCUCAAACGCAAACUGCACCAGGACAGUCUGUGGUUGGUACUGGACAACAAGUAGUUGCCCCAAAUGUAUCUCUUCCUCUAAAUUCUGAUCCUAGUACAGUCGGGGUAGCUGGUAAUCAAACGGCGCCGACGACUGGGGCCACACCCGCAGCUGCGGCCGCUGCCGCCAAUAUACAGCAGUCUGUUAAUAUGCAACAGCUAUUCGCAGGCUUGAAUGAAGCUGGACAACCCAGUGUAGUAGGGGAGAACAGAUUGGGAAAUUUGCAA
This is a messenger RNA of Dinoponera quadriceps, 1982 nucleotides long. RefSeq names its product histone acetyltransferase p300-like. Gene Ontology annotation, biological process: positive regulation of transcription by RNA polymerase II. Gene Ontology annotation, molecular function: transcription coactivator activity; histone acetyltransferase activity; chromatin DNA binding. Lineage: Eukaryota; Metazoa; Arthropoda; Insecta; Hymenoptera; Formicidae. The annotation marks the transcript as partial. The transcript is spliced from 7 exons. Gene Ontology annotation, cellular component: transcription regulator complex; histone acetyltransferase complex. The record is from RefSeq and is a predicted model, not a curated record.